Messenger RNA from Pedinophyceae sp. YPF-701, 1251 nucleotides. The record is from the annotation of a GenBank genome assembly. Lineage: Eukaryota; Viridiplantae; Chlorophyta; Pedinophyceae.
AUGGCGGCACAGUCAGGCAUCAUGUCGCCCCUCGGCGCCAGCUGCAUGCGCCGGCCAGCCGCGCCUUCGCCCGCGCGGAAACUCGGACAGCGGAGAUGGAUGACACAGCGCUCCAGCAGCGCGAGCAGGCAGGAGCGCAUGUUCUGUGCGCUGCACACGCGCCGGGCGUACCUGGCGCAGGCCCUCGGCCUGACGCUCGCGCUCGCGGCGGCGCACCCCCGCCUCGUGGCCGCGCGGUCGACGGACGGGUCCACGGACGGCAGCGCCGACCAGGUGGUGCUGGGGGGCGUCGAAGACCCCAUGACGGCCCCGCCCGUGCGCCUCGAGCACAAGGGCCGCAUCGUCGCCAUCGGCGACCUGCACGGAGAUCUACGCAAGACCCUAGUGGCGCUCAAGGUGGCGGGCGUGAUUGAGGAGGACGACGGGCGGCCGGUGUGGUGCGGCGGCGACACGCUCGUUGUGCAGGUCGGGGACAUUCUGGACCGCGGGGACAACGAGGUGGCCAUCCUGUCGCUGCUGCGCGAGAUCGGGCGGAUGGCGCGGCAGGACGGCGGCGACGUGAUCGUCCUGAACGGCAACCACGAGUCGCUGAACGUGGCGGGGGACUUUCGGUACGUGACCCCGGGGGCGUUCGUGGAGUCCGCCAUCGCCGCGGGCCUGCGCGGGGAGGAGGCGUACGAGUGGGAGCACCAGCUGCGCGCGCGGUUCGCGCUCUGGUCGCCCGGCGGCGCCCUCGCGCGGGAGCUGGCCAAGAACCCUACCGUGCUCAUUGUCAACGACACGGUGUUCGCGCACGGGGGGCUCAUGCCCGAGCACAUCGACUACGGGCUCGACAAGAUCAACCUCGAGGUCGCGCAGUGGAUGCGCGCGGACCCCACGGGCGAGGACGGCGGGCAGGCGCCGCCGCCCUUCAUCGCCAUGGGCGACGCGAACUCGAUCAUGUGGAGCCGGCUGUACAGCCGGGAGCGCUUCGCGAGCCCGUACGACAAGUACCGGGCGUGCAUGGUGCUGACGAACACGCUGGAGAAGCUCAACUGUUCGCGGAUGGUGGUGGGGCACACCCCGCAGAUGAGCGGGUGCAACUGCGAGUGCGAGGGGCGGAUAUGGCGCGUCGACGUGGGGAUGUCGUCCGGCGUGCUCGACGCCAGGCCCGAGGUGCUGGAGAUCACGCAGGACGAGGCGGGGCAGAGCAGUGUCCUCGUCCUCUCCACCAGCAAGCCCAUGGUAUACUCCCCCGAGUCCUCCAUGUAA